Molecule: messenger RNA, 3630 nt
Organism: Nakaseomyces glabratus
Lineage: Eukaryota; Fungi; Ascomycota; Saccharomycetes; Saccharomycetales; Saccharomycetaceae
Gene: SIP4
Product: Sip4p
Biological process (GO): positive regulation of transcription by RNA polymerase II
Molecular function (GO): DNA-binding transcription factor activity, RNA polymerase II-specific; zinc ion binding
Source: RefSeq, a predicted model, not a curated record
AUGGAGUCUAAGCGGAAGUAUGGGAAGCCGCAGCCGCCCGGGGAGCUAGUGCUGACGCGGACGAAGAAGCGGCAUUCGCAGGCGUGUGAUAGGUGUCGGUCGAAGAAGAUCAAGUGUGAUGGGUUGCAGCCGUGCUCUAACUGUGCGAAGAUCGGGUACAACUGUGUGACCUCGGACAAGCUGUCUCGUAGGGGUCUUCCGAAGGGGUAUACCGACUUGCUUGAGUGCGAAGUGGUUAAACUACAGAAAAUUGUGAAUGAGAUAGCUGGGUAUGAGACGCUGGACAGGAACGAGUUCAAGAGUAUAUUGAAGACGAAUGACUACCUGGAUAAAGUGAAGCAUCUACUGGCGGAAGAAAGUGACGGCGAUGGCGAUGGCGAUGGCGAUGGUGAUGGGAACGGCAAAGUUGAAAACUAUGGGGAUGGUUCACAGAGGGAAUUUGGCGAGUUGGCGGUGUUAGAAGACCAUUCAACAAAGGAGAAUUCAUUUUCCAUGGGUAAGAACAGCAACGAGGGCAGUACGAGCCCCCAAGGCCAUAAUAAUGACAGUAGCUCGGCAGGUACGGAGCUCACACAAGGUCGCGAUGAGAUUGGCCAGUUGGCAUUCAUUAAUGACACUUUCUAUUACUAUAAGAAUUUUUUCUAUAUUACGCCAACACAAGACACCUUCUCUAACAAUUUGUCGAAUAACUACCUUGGACACGGCACAUGGCAUUUAUUGAAUGGUAAUAUACACCCAACAGGAAAGGAUACCAAGAAAAAACAAGAUAACAAUAAACUAAUAGAUACCUCUUUUAUUCACGAUAGCACUUGGCUGAGAGAGUUCCAAAUAGAUACCAUGGUGGAAAUACUGCAACUAAAUUCCCAGUAUUUAUUGCCACAGUUUUUGCUAGUCAAAUACAAGUAUAAUAUGAAUCAAAUUAAAGAGCUUCUGGUGUUGGCAAUCGAGCAGUUCUUUAAAUCACAGAGUUCUCUGAUACCCUUAUUGUACCCUCAAGCCAUUUGGAAAGAGAAACUUACACAACAGGUAAUUCUAAGUAUAUCAAAUCUAUCGACUGGCUAUACCAACACAUUGUCUACCAAUCCAAUGGCUUCUCCCGUCUUAGAGAAGAAAAUUGGUUUGGUAGAUAACAACCCCAUUAUUCUUCUCACAUUGAUAUACAUAAUACAGACUAAUUGGUCAUGCAUAGAUGACUACAAAUUGUAUCAACUAUCGAAGCUGAUUUUUUCUACUAGUCCUAAAAAUCUGACAACAUUUCAGUCCCUUUUAGUUGCAACUUUCUAUUUCAUGGGAAGCUGCGACAUGAAGCAAAAUUGGUAUCAAGAGGUUAUGCAUGAGAAAACUACAGAGGAGAAGAGGAAAGGCAAAUCAGCAAAUUCUAACAAGAAAAAUUUGAAACUCAGUUCCAACUUGUGGGCUACUGAGCUCUUACAUCUUUCAUACACUUUUGCCCUUGAUAUGGGCUUAUUUAUUAAUUACACCAACUUGAUCCCACUCUGUUUUGACAAUAGAUUGCUACCGACAAAACAAAGGGGUAACCAAACAGCAACAUCACAACUAUUUGAUAUAGCCGAUAUCGAGGACUACACUGACAAAAUUGUUGUAGCUUUUUGGUGUUUUCAAUUCCUUGAUUCAUGGUGGUCACUAAUGCAAGGAUUGCCGAAAUCAAACUUCCUGAUGAACGAAUUUCAUCCGAAGGAUGUAAAAUCAUUGAAGAAACCAGAACUGAAAGUCUUCUCAUUGAUUUUGGAGUUUGUUCUUGCAUUUGACGGUUGCAAUCUAUUACAUACAUUAUCAAAUGGAGGGCGCCUAAAGUUGGCCGAAACUACCGGAGCAUUUAGGAAUAUAUUAGAUAAGUGGAAACUCUAUCACAGCAUUAAAGAUCACGAAGAGCUUCACGAAUCUCAACUAAUGCAAGCUGACCACUAUUCUAAUCUGGACAUAUUCUUGACUAAAUCCGACAUUGUUGAAAUUCAGUUAACGCUAUAUUAUUUGAUUCUUGCUUUAUUCUCAGAUACAAGAAUGAUUACAAGAAAAGAAAGUGAUCAGUUUGAAUAUGCCCAGACAUUUACUUCUGAUAUUGCAUCCGACAAUAAAAAAGACUUUAACUUCAUUGAAUCUUAUCCAACUGAAGAAAUUUCAUAUGAGAUUUUAUCGCUAUAUUUUCUACUAUUGUUGAACAAGGAUAUCAUAGAACAACCGCAGCAAUUCAAUGUAUUGCAUAUUUUACCUUGUGAUUCACUAGAUUUAAUCAAAUUAUGUUUAAAUAACCUUCAUCAAUGGUCUGUCUCUCCUCAACACCCUAACGAGACAAGUGAACAAAGUAAUUGGAAAUUUAACAAAUAUAAAACUCUACUUUCACAGUGGUGUCAACUAUGGUAUAUAGAUGAAAGCCAAGAUUCCCUUCUCAAGAAAAUACUGGUAAGUUUCAAGAUAAAGCUACAGAAACCAGGAGAUUUUAAUGAUUCCAAUUUCAGUUUACAAAAAAUUAAGUACUUCACAGAAGUUGUCAACUUUAAUGCAAUCACGAGAACUAAUCUGGUCAGAUCUAAUUCCAACGCAAAUAUGGAUCAAUUUAAUUUGUUCGAGAACAUUAAUACGGAUUCAAGACUAAUGUCUCCACUCUUAAAUAGCAGUAUCAGAUUACCGCUUUUACAAGAAUCUAAGAGCUUUUCUAAUGUCAACACUCAAGGUGUUGGGGAGGAUCUUGGACUUGCUAUAAAUGCCACUGACCUAAAUUCUAGUAACUUCUUGAAUCUAGGGUUUCAGAACCCCAUGGGUAGCAUUAACCUACAAAGGAAUAAAAAUCAAGCAGCUGAAGAACAAGAUGAUACCGAUGACGGUUAUGCAGAAGAUGAUGAUGACGACGAUGAAGAAGGAAAUAAUGCACCAUUAGAGUUCAAAACCAGAAGACGGCCUUCCUUGUUUCAACAAAAGCAUAAUCAGCCCCCAGUAUUCAACAAAUACAGGCAAGAAAUCGAUAAAACAAAGCAAGUUUCGUUUGCCAACGGGAACCCUUCAUCAACGUUUAAAAGUGUACCUGCUGGAAAUAAAAGAAAGAUUGACCAUAUUAUAUUAGAUGAGAAUUCUUUAGAAAAGAAUACUAAAAGACAAAACAGGAUAAAUGAAACUGACAGAAAAGCAACUUUCCCUGAUAGCAAUAACACCCAAAAGCCACUAAUCAGUCCAUCUCGUCUAUUGACGGAUGGCUAUGAUAAAUCAGGUAAUUCAUCCCAGACCGUAUUACCUCCAAUAUCAUACUACAGCAACCCCCAGGGUAUGGAGCCAAAUGAGCCAAAAACAUACUUAAAUCAAAUUACAGAUAUGGUUAGAAGUAGCAACAAUGAUCUAUCAAUGGUUCCUUCUCAGUCAAACUCUACUGUAUUGACAAGGAUCAACAGUAACAGCAAUACGAGCUCCAAAAAGCUUUUGGAAACUCCAAGGACAUUCUUAAAUAUGUUUUUAUUAAACACUACUCCACAAGGAAACGACAAGCCGCUCUCUGUCGACGAUCGGUUAAGUAAGCCAAACUCUGAUAUCAACUUGCUUGAACAAAGCAAAAAACUGGCCUCAACUUCAUCCCUUACAAGCACGUUCAUCGAAGCUGGCGCGUCUCCAGACAAAUUAUAA